AAAAGGAAAAAAAAAAGUGGUCAUUGAGCAGCUUGUACGCAGUCCCUAGUGUGUAUGAGAUCGUCUUUCUCUUUUGUCCCCUCGCUUUUCUCUCUCAUGACUCCUGGAAUCUCUCUCUAAACAUUUGACAAAAAUUCCUUAGCACAGAAAAUAUAGCAAAUUCUUUUACUCUUGAAAGAACUAAAGCAAGUACGGAUCAACUGUUAAACCUUCCUUUUGAUUUCAACAGAAUAGAUGCUGCAGUUUGAUUCAAUGGAAUGGAUAUGCAUCAAUGUUAGAUAGCUCAACAACACUGAAGAAAAUGACUGACCUAUCAUCUGGAUUGAUACUUGGUAUCUCUAUUGGAGUAGUGAUUGGUAUAUUUUUGGCAAUUCUUGCACUGUAUUGUGUUAGAUACCAAAGAAAGCGUGCACAGAUUGACAAUAGCAGUUCAAGGAGAUCGGCGACAAUUCCUAUUCGUGCGAAUGGCAUUGAUACUUGUACAGAGUUAUCGGACUCUACCCUUGGUGCGGAGUCUCCAAGGCGGUACAGGAAAAGUGUCAGUGGGAUGUCCUUGUGGCUUGAUGGCUUUAAGAAGAGUAAUGUUGUUUCUGCAUCUGGCAUACUUGAGUUCGCUUACAGGGAUUUGCAAAAAGCAACUCAGAAUUUCACAACAUUGGUUGGUCAGGGUGCAUUUGGACCUGUUUACAGAGCUCAGAUGUCAACUGGUGAAACAGUUGCUGUGAAGGUGCUAGCAACCGACUCAAAGCAAGGGGAGAGAGAAUUUGAAACAGAGGUUAAGCUGCUAGGAAGGUUGCAUCACAGAAACCUCUUGAAUUUGGUUGGAUAUUGUACAGAGAAGGGGAAAAAUAUGCUUAUAUACGCCUAUAUGAGCAAUGGAAAUCUAGCUUCCCAUUUAUACAAUGAGAAGAUGGAACCAUUGAGCUGGGAACGAAGGGUCCAUACAGCAUUGGAUGUCGCAAGAGGCUUGGAGUAUCUGCAUGAUGGGGCAGUUCCUCCUGUAAUACAUCGUGACAUUAAAUCUUCCAACAUUUUGUUGGACCAUUCAAUGAAAGCUAGGGUAGCCGAUUUUGGGCUUUCAAAGGAAGAAGUACUUGAUGGCCAGGCUUGCAAUUUAAAGGGAACUUUUGGCUAUCUUGAUCCUGAGUAUAUAUCCACAAGAACAUUCACAAAGAAAAGUGAUGUCUACAGUUAUGGGGUCUUGCUUUUCGAACUCAUUGCAGCAAGAAACCCCCUUCAAGGUCUCAUGGAAUAUGUGGAGCUGGCUGCAAUGAACACAGAGGGAGGUACUGGGUGGGAAGAAAUCGUUGAUUCACGUCUUGAUGGGAAGUUUGAUGUUUUGGAGCUAAAUGAGAUUGCAACCCUUGCUUACAAAUGUGUAAAUCGCAUCCCUAAAAAGAGGCCGUCUAUGAGAGACAUCGUUCAAGUAUUAUCUCGGAUUCUAAAAUCCCAGCAUAGUAAGAAACCUCAGGGGAGAACUCUAUCCGCCACACCGGAAGAGGUGGCUAUUGAUGUCGAUCAAGUAGAAGACCCAGCUUCAGAGAACGGACACAGGAGAGAAGAUUCAAUAAGCAGCAUGGAUACUGAUCUUUAAUGGCUGAUUCUUUAAACAUUCUUUAAUUUUUUUUGUUGCUGUUACGUUUCUCUUUGGUAUAUUUUUUUUUCUUCUUCUUUUUUCUUGGUGUAGAGGUUUCAGGUACAGCUUAUAGAAAAGUUAGGAUUUUAUUUGUUCUUUUCAGCUCAUUGUAAAAUAGGCCAUUGGUUUGCUCAAGAUAGUUUUCAUUUUGUUCAAUGCAGCUUAGUGUAAUCUUACCCUUUUCAGUUUUCGCUGCAAAUGACUACACAGGAUAACCAUGCAAUUUUGUUUGUA
Molecule: messenger RNA, 1870 nt
Organism: Spinacia oleracea (spinach)
Lineage: Eukaryota; Viridiplantae; Streptophyta; Magnoliopsida; Caryophyllales; Amaranthaceae
Product: calcium/calmodulin-regulated receptor-like kinase 1
Exons: 8
Coding region: 272-1594 (440 amino acids)
Biological process (GO): protein phosphorylation
Molecular function (GO): protein kinase activity; ATP binding
Source: RefSeq, a predicted model, not a curated record